UUCCAUUCAUGGUACACCCAGAAGUAAAUGGUGUACUUGAAUAUUGUAGAUUUUAUGUUUUGAUUCACAGAGACGUCACUCCUAUAUUUUUUUUGCCACUCAGAUCUGUGUUUCUUUUUAAUAUUGAGCGUGAGAGUUGACUAUUAUAUAGAUUACAGAAAUAAAAAGCCAACACUUCACUGUAGCGUUCGUGUGCUACGCACUGUGAAUGUAAACAAUAAUAUUAGACCUCGCCUUUCCCUGUGCUUUAAAUGUAAAGAGAUUUAUUUCUUCAAACUGGGAAAACACAGAAGAUUAAGUCAAUGACCAAUGUCAAGGACGCUUGAUUUGGAUGUUAACUGUCCGAUUCCCAUUUCGGAAGACAAGACGAGUGCCAGUGGCACAACUGCACAAGAACUUAAACAUGAUGAGAAGUCUGAACUGUGUCUUCAACAUGAUGAGAAGUCUGAACUGUGUCUUCGACAUGAUGAGAAGUCUGAACUGUGUCUUCAACAGAGCAUUAAAUAUAGAAUAACCGAGACUCAGUUUACUAAGACAUUACAGGACGAGACAGUUGAUAAGUUGGUUGAUGAGUUUGAAUUUGUCAACUUGGCCGAAAAGUCAAGACACCAGGAAGAUUUAAGGAAGCAGUCAAAAAAUGCACUGAUCAAAGCCAUAGAAAGUGAAUGGCAUUUUAGACCUUAUUUGUGGACGCAACCUUUGAAUCUCAAGCGCAAUGUGGUACCAUAUCACUUCCUGAACAACGUCCCAAAAGAAAAACUCAUGCGUCCACUUCGUGAACGGAGCGCGUGCCAUCUGGCCACGUGCUUCGGGGAAUUCUGGGAGAGCGUCUUCUAUCACCUUCAAAUGACCGAACAGGACGUCAGCAUCGCCAAGGCUGACAAUAAAUAUAUCUAUAAGGCGGCAACCAUGCUUUUGAUGAAGUGGGCCUACAAGAUGGCCAGCAGAGGGACACUGAAAGCGCUAAUUGACCAGCUCAUAAUUGUCAGUGAUUAUGACCUAACGCAAAUUGAUUGGGAGAGAAUUCUGCACAUCAUUAGGGAAGAUGACUGAUUGAGAUUUUACCGUCUAGUCUUAUUAUGUUUAUAUUUUGUUAUUAAAUUUAAAAAAAUCUUUCUCAACAAUGA
Molecule: messenger RNA, 1127 nt
Organism: Biomphalaria glabrata
Lineage: Eukaryota; Metazoa; Mollusca; Gastropoda; Planorbidae
Exons: 7
Coding region: 310-1053 (247 amino acids)
Source: RefSeq, a predicted model, not a curated record